AUGGCCAAGGGGCUCCUGAUGACCUAUGCCCUCUGGGCUGUAGGGGGCCUUGCGGGGCUCCAUCACCUGUACCUGGGGCGGGACAGCCAUGCACUGCUCUGAAUGCUUACCCUGGGGGUGGGGUGGGGGGGUGGCCUAGGCUGGCUCUGGGAAUUCUGGAAGCUCCCAAGCUUUGUUGCUCAGGCCAACAGACCCCAGGGGCAGAGGCAGAGCUCAGGAGGGGGGACACACCCUUUGAGUCCCAUUCACUUUGCUGCCCAGAUGAUAGUGGGCAUUUAUUUUGGCCUUGUGGCUCUCAUUAGCCUCUCCUUCAUGGGCAGCUUCUAUAUUGUGGGCCUCCCACUGGCAGUUGGCUUAGGGGUUUUGCUGAUGGCUGCUGUUGGUAACCAGACCUCAGACUUUAAGAACACUCUAGGAGCAGCAUUUCUUACUUCCCCUAUUUUCUAUGGCCGCCCCAUAGCCAUCCUGCCCAUCAUCUUGGCUGCUGGCAUCACAGCCCAGAAACAUCGCCUCUACAAAGCUUCAGUUGGGUCAGAGACGCUCAGUGUGAGGCUCUACUGCUUGGGCUUGGCUUACCUUGCUUUCACAUGCCCGCUAGCGUACAGUGCCCUCUGCAACACAGCGGCCACCCUUAGCUAUGUGGCAGAGGCCCUCGGCUCCUUCUUCAGUUGGUUCAGCUUCUUCCCCCUCCUUGGGCUCCUGAUGGAGUCUGUCCUCCUUCUGCCUUGCUGGGUCUAGAAGCUGCUGGUGGGAGAUCAUGGCUUCAGCAGCGGCUACUUCCAAGAGUGGUAAAAGCUCUAUGAGUUUGGUCACAGUUUUCUUUAGUUGCGCUUGUGUCUCCCUAAGGUUUUGGGUCUCUCAGAGGGGGCAACAAAUGAAGAAAUACAUUGCAGAUACCUGGAGCUAGAAGACCACAAUUGGCACCAGGCGGAGGAAGCUCAGAGGCACUUUCUGGAGAUCCAGGCUGCGUAUGAAGUCCUGAGUCAGCCCAGGAAGCCAAGGGGAUCCUGCGGGUGAGAAGAAACUUCCCUUUGAGGAUGGACUCUUCCUGGCACAGCUGGGCAGCUUGUCCCAGCCCAGCUUUGCCCACAUGAGGUAUCCCAACAGUGUUAAAGAAACUGUCACUUGCAGUGGAGAUGAGAAAAUCUUAAAGGGGUGAGAAAGCUUUUGUGGUAGAAGAAUGUAUUUAUGUUUUGAAUUUCUGAAUUCUAGGCUAUCAUAUUACUGAUUAUAUUUUCUUAAAAUGAGAUAAUGCAA
Balaenoptera musculus (blue whale) is the source of this 1257-nucleotide messenger RNA. It is a transcript of the gene DNAJC22, whose product is annotated as DnaJ heat shock protein family (Hsp40) member C22. The record is from RefSeq and is a predicted model, not a curated record. Lineage: Eukaryota; Metazoa; Chordata; Mammalia; Artiodactyla; Balaenopteridae. Gene Ontology annotation, biological process: endocytosis. Gene Ontology annotation, cellular component: early endosome; plasma membrane.